Messenger RNA from Python bivittatus (Burmese python), 1593 nucleotides. It is a transcript of the gene COPS3, whose product is annotated as COP9 signalosome subunit 3. Gene Ontology annotation, biological process: ubiquitin-dependent protein catabolic process. Gene Ontology annotation, cellular component: COP9 signalosome. NCBI's taxonomy places the organism in Eukaryota, Metazoa, Chordata, Lepidosauria, Squamata, Pythonidae. The record is from RefSeq and is a predicted model, not a curated record.
AUUGGCCCUGCGCGGCGGCGUCGCUCCUGCUGCGGCUGGAGGAGCAGGAGGCAGAGGCGGCUCCUCCGCGGCUGACCCGGCAGGGCCUCGCCCCCCCCGCCGCCAUGGCGUCCGCCCUGGAGCAGUUCGUCAACAGCGUCCGGCAGCUCUCGGCCCAAGGGCAAAUGACUCAGCUGUGCGAACUGAUCAACAAAAGUGGAGAACUGCUAGCAAAAAACCUCUCCCAUUUGGAUACAGUGCUUGGCGCGCUCGAUGUCCAAGAACAUUCACUGGGUGUCUUGGCUGUUUUGUUUGUGAAGUUUUCUAUGCCCAGCGUCCCUGACUUCGAAACGUUAUUCUCACAGGUCCAGCUUUUUAUCAGCACUUGUAAUGGAGAGCACAUUCGAUAUGCCACAGACACUUUUGCUGGCCUGUGCCAUCAGUUAACAAAUGCCCUCGUGGAACGGAAGCAGCCCCUGCGUGGAAUCAGUAUUCUCAGGCAAGCUAUAGACAAAAUGCAGAUGAAUACCAACCAACUGACCUCAAUACAUGCAGAUCUCUGCCAGCUCUGUUUAUUAGCAAAAUGCUUUAAACCUGCCCUCCCGUAUCUAGAUGUGGACAUGAUGGAUAUUUGUAAAGAAAACGGGGCCUAUGAUGCCAAGCACUUUCUGUGUUACUACUACUAUGGUGGAAUGAUAUACACUGGGCUCAAGAACUUCGAAAGAGCACUCUAUUUUUACGAGCAGGCUAUAACGACUCCCGCCAUGGCUGUCAGUCAUAUUAUGUUGGAGUCUUACAAAAAGUAUAUCCUAGUCUCAUUGAUACUCCUUGGCAAAGUACAGCAGCUGCCGAAAUACACCUCUCAAAUAAUAGGUAGAUUUGUUAAGCCGCUUAGCAAUGCGUAUCACGAAUUAGCACAAGUGUAUGCCACCAAUAAGCCCUCGGAACUGCGAAAUCUGGUGAACAAGCAUAGCGAGACUUUCACCCGAGAUAACAACAUGGGCCUGGUGAAGCAGUGCUUGUCAUCUCUCUACAAAAAGAACAUUCAGAGGCUAACUAAGACCUUUUUAACGCUGUCGUUACAAGACAUGGCGAGUAGAGUGCAACUGUCAGGACCCCAAGAGGCAGAAAAAUAUGUCCUUCAUAUGAUAGAAGAUGGUGAAAUUUUUGCAAGUAUUAACCAGAAAGAUGGCAUGGUUUGUUUUCACGAUAAUCCUGAGAAAUAUAACAACCCAGCUAUGCUCCACAACAUUGACCAGGAGAUGUUGAAAUGUAUAGAGCUUGAUGAGAGACUGAAAGCUAUGGAUCAGGAGAUCACUGUGAAUCCUCAGUUUGUGCAGAAGAGCAUGGGCUCCCAAGAAGAUGAAUCAGGAAGCAAACCAUCCAGUUAUUCUUGAAAGCCACAUUUUGCUUGCUACUCUCUUGUAAAACACACAUAUACAUACAAAAAAAGCUAAGGAGAGACACCUUUAGGAUUUGAGUGUUAAAAAAAAAACCAAAAAAGAAAGCAGAGAACUGUCUGUCGCACCUGGACGCGGAGCAGAACUUAAAAUGAUGUCUUCUCAGUACUGUAUGAUUUGGAAAAAAAAAAUGCUCUACAAAGAAAGGAAAAAA